AUGCUCCUGGUGGUGGCCAUCUCGCGUGCUCACCUCGCAGCAGUCAUGCCGCCGCUGCUAUUCCCACCUGCUAAAACUCUAUUCCUAUCCCACUUCCCACCACCGCCUUCACCUACACCUCGCCUUCAGCUCCGGCGCGCCACCGCCACGGCCGCCGGCGACGAUGCGGCAGCGUCCGGCACGACUGCCAGGGAGCGGCGCCUGGCCAAGGUGCGGGAGGAGCGCCGCCGCCGGGAUUACGACCGCCAGCACACCUACCCCGGCUGGGCCAGGGUGCUGGAGAACGCCUGCAGGGAUGACGAGGAGAUGCGCGCCAUCCUCGGCGACAGCAUCGGGAAUCCAGAGCUCAUGAAGCAAAGGAUCCAAGAAAGGGUGCGCAAGAAAGGCAGAGAGGGCUUCAAUAGACCCAAGACGGGCUCUGUCGCCGCAUUUAAAGUCAGCUUCCGAGACUUCAACCCGUUAAAUGCUUUCAUUUGGUUCGAACUCUUUGGAGAGCCAACUGAUCGAGAUGUCGACCUUCUUGGCGGUGUAAUUCAGGCUUGGUAUGUCAUGGGAAGGCUUGGAGCGUUCAACUCUUCAAAUUUGCAGCUGGCCAAUUCAAUGUUGGACUUUGACCCUUCGUAUGAUUCUGAUGAAGCUUCUGCUGUGAUGCCUUCAUCUUUCCACGAUAUCAGUGAUGUUGAGUUUCAAGACAGUUGGGGCAGAGUAUGGGUGGACCUUGGCACUUCAGAUUAUCUUGGGUUGGAUGUAUUACUGAACUGUCUUACACAAUUAAGCUCAGAACACAUGGGCAUCAAACAAGUGGUUUUUGGCGGCAGAAAACUUGGCGACUGGGAGGAAGGCAUGACAAGCUCCGACUAUGGAUACAAGCAUUUCAAAAUAUAAGAAUCAUCGAGUGAUACACGGCUUGAUUCCUUCAUAUAGUCAAUUGAAAGACAUUAUGUAUGAUAGGAGCGUCACCAACCCCCUAAUUCAGAGAAAUUUUUGUUUAGUGUUUAGGAACGAGGCAGGAAAUAGUCUAAGACUCUGGAUUUGGAUUGCUCGUGUAUGUAAAUAAUUUUCUUAUGGCAACGAUAAUCAAACAUUUGAAGUACAAA
Lolium rigidum is the source of this 1097-nucleotide messenger RNA. RefSeq lists its product as uncharacterized. The coding region runs from base 1 to 885 and encodes 294 amino acids. The transcript is spliced from 9 exons. The record is from RefSeq and is a predicted model, not a curated record. Lineage: Eukaryota; Viridiplantae; Streptophyta; Magnoliopsida; Poales; Poaceae.